GGAAGCGGGCCCUGCGGGCUGGGCAAGCACACAGGGCGGGCUUUUAAAGGGAUCAUUCCCUACUCCUGCUUGCUUGCUCGCCGGGACUGUGAAAGUUGGUGGUCCCGGUAGUCGGAGUGUAGGAGACAGAGGUGAAGCCGGGCUGUGAGACCCUCGGAAGGCGACAAGGCAGAAGAGGCUUGUGGAAAUACCUUCCUAGGACAAGUAUUCUGCCACAUCCUAACCUCACUGGCGUGCUCAACCAUGGCCAGACCUCCCGUGCACGGUUCGGUGAUUGUCCCAGACUGGCAUGAGACCGUCGAGGGCAAGGAGUACUUAGCCUGCAUCCUGCGCAAGAAUCGCCGGCGGGAGUUUGGGUUGCUGGAACGGCCAGUGCUACCCCCUUCAGUGGCCAUUGAUACUGCCAGCUACAAGAUCUUUGUGUCCGGAAAGAGUGGUGUGGGCAAGACCGCACUGGUGGCGAAGCUGGCAGGCCAGGAAGUGCCUGUAGUGCACCAUGAGACGACUGGUAUUCAAACUACUGUGGUGUUUUGGCCGGCCAAGCUAAAGGCCAGCGACCGUGUGGUCAUGUUCCGCUUUGAGUUCUGGGACUGUGGCGAGUCUGCCCUCAAGAAAUUUGAUCACAUGUUGCCGGCUUGCAAAGAGAAUGCAGACGCCUUCCUGUUCCUCUUUUCUUUCACUGACCGAGCCUCCUUCGAAGACCUUCCUGGACAGUUAACCCGCGUAGCCAGCGAAGCCCCUGGGGUCGUCAAGAUGGUCAUUGGCUCCAAGUUUGACCAGUACAUGCACACAGACGUACCAGAGCGAGACCUCACGGCCUUCCGGCAGACCUGGCAACUGCCCUUGUUACGGGUGAAGAGUGUGCCAGGGCGGCGGCUGGCAGAUGGGCGUACGCUGGACGGUCGGGCUGGGCUGGUUGACGUUGCGCAUGUGCUCAACGGCCUUGCAGAGCAGUUGUGGCACCAGGACCAGGUGGCAGCCGGCCUGCUCCCCAGCUCCCCAGAGAAUGCUCCUGGCUGAAGGGUGAUGGCAUCUUGAGUAGAGACAGGGACUGAUGAUCCCCACUCCCGUCUCUUGGGUGACCCAGGAUUGAUGGUGGGACCUAGGGCCCAAGGCUGAUGCAAGGACACUGUUCUGUCCUCGGGACUGGCUGGGGAGGGCCUUCACCUGACUGUCAGAUGGGGACACAAGGCUCCAGAGCUGGAAGGUCUCCCAGCCCCACAGCCCUUCACCCUUCUGCAGCACCCACCGAGGUCUCAGAAGGACCCUGGACCUCUCUUGACUUCAGCCAGGAGCAUUAUUGGUUGAAAUAACACCACUUGCUCUAACAGAUAAACUCUGACAUCUCAGCGGCUGAACUCUGUAGAUGUGUUUUGUUUUGGUUGGUUUUUUGUUCCUUUGGCUCCCUGCACCGACUCAGAGGUGUGUUCCCAGUUUAUUAGCAUCCUGUGCAGCAGACACGGAAUGAGUGCUUAUUGAAGGCUACCGGAGGAGGAUGGGGUUACCUCAGGGCUCGAGUCUCUCCAGGUCCCUCAGCGGUUCAGAGUACUGGUUACUCUACCAAAGGACUCAGGUUUGGUUCCCAGAAUCCACAUUGUGGCUCCUAAGGGUUUGUAAUUCCAAUUCCAGGGGAUCCAGCAUUCUCUUCUGGCUUCCUCAGGCCCCAGGCACAUAUGAGGCACACCGCCCUAUAUGACUCCAGUUCACGGGGAUUUGAUUUCUGAGGGCACCAGGCACACACAUGGUGCACAGACAUACAUGCAGCUCAG
Messenger RNA from Microtus ochrogaster (prairie vole), 1769 nucleotides. It is a transcript of the gene Cplane2, whose product is annotated as ciliogenesis and planar polarity effector complex subunit 2. The record is from RefSeq and is a predicted model, not a curated record. NCBI's taxonomy places the organism in Eukaryota, Metazoa, Chordata, Mammalia, Rodentia, Cricetidae. Gene Ontology annotation, molecular function: GTPase activity; GTP binding.